AUGGAAUCAAAGAUGCUGUGUCGAAGUGACUCCGAGUCGUUUUCACUUUCCAUAUCCCAAAGAUCGCCAUCCCCACCUCCCCCAGACUACAAAUCACAUUACCAUUGCCCUCCACUACAGUCUAAUCCUCCGAUGAUGUUCUUACCACCGUCAACAUCCGGUGGUCCUCCCCGGCCUAUCAAUGUCUCCAAACCAACUGGCAGUUUGCGAGAUUUGAAGCUCAUACCCCCCAGAUUCGAAUUGUCAGACUCCGAGUCCGUUACCGGGAAUAGCUCACGAUCAAAAGACGCCCUCGAGCUAAUCUACAACAUUCGUACCUCAACUUUCCGUCGUGCAUUGCGCUCUGAGCUACUCCGAGAGAGAACACCACCAGCACCUCCCUCACAGCAAGAAAACCGCGGCAUGUCAGGGCUUAAGAAGCGGAAGGCAACGAUUGCAGAUGGACAAGGACACGGGGAUUUCUUCUACUUGGAUAACUUCAACCCACCGCUACUUGUUGAUGGUAGGAAGACUGUCAUGCCUUUACCAAGAUUCAAAAGAACUGUCAAAGUCUAUUACCGGAGAUCGGCGAGGGCAACCGACCGGGAGAAAGAUGCGCCUCCUGUUAGGGGGGAGACGGAGGUGAUUAUUAGGAGGUUAAAGUUGCCAAUCAGUGUCUGGUUUCAGAGGAAUGUGCUGGGACAGUGGGAGGAGUUGUGGGUUGAGAUGUGUUGA
This is a messenger RNA of Venustampulla echinocandica, 714 nucleotides long. RefSeq lists its product as uncharacterized. The record is from RefSeq and is a predicted model, not a curated record. Bases 1 to 714 code for a protein of 237 amino acids. NCBI's taxonomy places the organism in Eukaryota, Fungi, Ascomycota, Leotiomycetes, Helotiales, Pleuroascaceae. The transcript has a single exon.